This is a messenger RNA of Thelazia callipaeda (thelaziosis nematode), 3954 nucleotides long. The record is from the annotation of a GenBank genome assembly. NCBI's taxonomy places the organism in Eukaryota, Metazoa, Nematoda, Chromadorea, Rhabditida, Thelaziidae.
GUGUCAAGAAAUAAUCCAGGCAAUGAACAGUACAAUGUAUUCAGUUUCUCUUCACAUAAAAGGGAAACUGGUAAAUAUUGAGCAGAAACGUGGUAACUUGAGCGUAAAUUACAGUGAUCGCUUACUUCAACUUCUUCGAGAAGUAAGACAGUUAAUAGGUCUCGGAUUUGUUGUGCCACGCAAAAUAGUUGAGUGCGCUAAUACUGGUGAACAAUUUUGCAAAUAUGCCAUCACCCUCAAGCAGUUAAGGGAACAGAAUAGUAGUGGAAUUUUUGUAGAAAGUAUUUCAAAUUUACGGACAUACCUCCAGAUUGUACAUUUCUACAAUACGGUCGACCAACAAAUGCUUCCAUGUCAGCAAGCGAUGAUGCUCGAUGAAGCUAUGAUAUUUGAAAAACUUAUGCUUUCAAAUCAGAAAGAUGAAAUGGCGGCAAAUGUGAUUUGCAGGGAUAAUCCAAAUCAUCUUAGAGAAUUCGUUGAGAGAUUGCAAGAAGCAGCUGAACGCUUAACAUUGCGUAACAGGCGAUUACGAAAAGUACAUAAUGAGAUUAGCGACAAAAUGAAGCAAUUGAUAAAUUGGAAUCUUCCAAAUGAACUUAGCAAAUGGAAAAAUGUUAUGACCGAAAUUCGGGGUAAGGUUGCAGAGCAAGAACGGAAUGUUGGGUAUGCAAGCAACAUGGUACUGUGGUUGUCACAUUGGGAUCUUCAACUUUACAAGAUACUACAGCUGCAAUACCAUUGGGGUAUCGAAAGUUUUCAUACCCAAAUUUCCCCAGUUCAAAUUCAGCUGGUGUUCAAUAAUCAACAGCUUGAAUUACGACCGCCCUUGGAAGAUAUUCGUGUAAAAUGUUAUCGGGAGUUGCGGAAGUUCGUAAGCAUUCCACUGAAAUUUCGCGGUAUUCAGGAUACGGAACAAUACCGCAAAAUGGAACUUGAAAAAAAUGUUAUAGAGUUAGUUCUUUCCUUUCUCUGUUUAAGGAAUGAAAGAAACAGAUCUGUGAAUAUGGAUUGGAUUGUACUAGGUCAGGUUGAUUUAGAAAGUUUAAUGCUGAAGCAUUUCAAGUGUGCCGCAGAUUGGGAAAAUCAGAUAAAACUGCUAAAGAACAAAGCUAGAGAUGCGCAGAAAUUACCAAGUGAAGUUAGGCUGGAAUAUAUUUUGAUCUCAACAACAAAUGUUAGGAAUGCCAUUGAUGAUAUGCUACAACGCCUAUUCGAUGCUUUGAUUUGGACUCUCAGAUAUUCAAUAAACAAUCAAAUUCUCGACGUUGACCAAUUCUUAAGUCAAGCAAUUAAAACACUUAACUGCAAACCGCAGUCAGCUGAUGAAAUUGCCGAGGUUAAUAAAAAACACGCUGAACUUGUCAAGUGCACCACUAAGAUGCAACAAACAGUAACUCUCAUUAAUGAGAAAAACGCUCUGUUACGAUCUGUUAGUGGCACUGGUGUUGAACAGUUAUCUGUGAUGUUAAAACAGUGGAACGUUUUCGAGUCAAUGUUGGAUAAUCAACAGUUGAUGAUUAAAGAGCAGGUCGGGUUUCUAAAAGCAAACGUCAGCAAUCGAUCAAAGUCACUAAAUGCUGAAGUUGAGAAUUUGUUCGUACGAUGGGCUCAGUUUAAACCAAACAAUGAUGUUCUUGGAGAUAAUGACUUGUUCCAAAUAAUUCAAUUUAUCAAAGAAAUACGCGAGGAAUUUAUCGAUUUGCAACAAAAGCAAGAAGCUUUGUUCACUGAAUGUGAACAGCUUGGUCUUUCGAAGCCAAAAAUGCCUAUGUUUGAUGAGAUAGCUAGUGAUUUAGAAGUGUUCGAAAAUAAAUGGUUGUUAUAUGAACAGUUCACUGACGGUUUGAGAGACAUGGCUAAUGAAGAAUGGGUUUUAUUCAGGUCAAAGUUGUAUCAGUUUGAUGAAUAUUUACAUGAAUGGGAUAAGAAGCUGAAAUAUGUACCAGUUACUAAUAUCACAACUCGUUUACGAAAAGAUGUUGAUCAGUUCAAAGAAAUGAGUUCUGCUCUGAAGUACUGCACUGGUGAAAUUUGGGGUAAUGAUCACUGGCUGGAAUUAUUUAGACUUAUCAAGAUGCCGAAAGGCACUACUUUGGGAAACUUACGUUUCGAGGACUUUCUAACUGCUUGUAAUAUGAUCAUUAGAAAUGUGGAGACAUUGAAAGUUUUGAACGAACGGGCUCAAGGAGAAAUCGUAAUUCGCGAAGCUAUCAAAGAAAUUGAACUUUGGGCGACACAGAUCAAAGAUAGUGAAGCUUUACUGCAUUCGCUUAAAAAUUCUCCAUAUUAUGCGCAUUUCACUGAUGAAGCUUCAGUUUGGGAAAUGCGAUUAGCUGAAACCGAGCAAUAUGUCGAAUGGCUGAAUUUAAUUCAACGAAAAUGGAUCUAUUUGGAACCAAUCUUUGGACGUGGCUCUCUUCCUUCCGAAGUAUCGCGUUUCAAUCGAGUUGAUGCGGAUUUUCGUGUGAUCUUAAAUGAUGUGGUACGAGAUAGACGUAUCAUCAGUCUGAGUAUGCGGUCUCUAAAGAGUACGCUGGAGCAAAUAAUUGAUCAACUAAAUCGUUGUCAAAAGGCUUUAAAUCAUUUUAUAGAGGAAAAAAGAAAUGCUUUUCCGAGAUUCUAUUUCAUGGGUGAUGAGGAUUUAUUAGAAUUGCUCGGUCAGUCAAUGAAUAUUGCAGUAAUCCAAGCCCAUUUGAAAAAGCUUUUUCAAGGAAUUCGUAAAGUUUCGUUUGAUGAAACUAAUAAAAUGAUCAUUGCAAUGGUUUCCAACGAUAAUGAAGUCGUUAUGCUAUCAAAACCAGUUGUAAUUGGCCCUCAAGUAGAAAUUUGGUUACAAGCUUUACUCGAGGAGAUGCGGAAUACGCUACAAAAAUUAGUUGUAAGCUGUGUUAGUGAAGAACAUCCUGAUCCUCGAAAAUAUCCAUCCCAAGUACUUUGUUUAUCAGAACAAAUUCGAUUUUGCGAGAAAUGUGAAAGACUUUUGGAUAGUAAAGAUAAUUUACAAAGCUAUCGGAAACAUUUAACCCGAACUUUAACGAAAUAUACGAACUUCAAGACAAUAGACCCUAUAUUGAAACUGAAAUUGAGAGCACUUGUAUUAGACAUAAUUCAUAAUAUAAGAAUUGUUAAUGAAUUGAUCGACAGUUCACCUUGCUCCAAAUUCUCAUGGGUAUGGCAAAAACAAUUGCGUUUUUAUAUGGAAUCUGGGGAUCGAGUUUCAGGUAAUUCGACAAAACUGGUUCAUACUCCCCUCAUUGACAAAUGUUAUUUAACUCUUACACAAGCUCUGUCCCUGGGUUUUGGUGGUAAUCCUUUUGGUCCUGCUGGUACAGGAAAGACUGAGUCGGUAAAGUCAUUAGCAAAUCUAUUUGGAAGACAAGUUAUAGUAUUUAACUGCGAUGCAGAAAUCGAUGUGUAUUCAAUGAAUCGCAUUUUUAUUGGUUUGGUGAACUGUGGAGCCUGGGGUUGUUUUGAUGAAUUCAAUCGUCUAGAUCAGACUGUUCUUUCGGCCGUGUCCAUGCAAAUUCAAGUCAUUCAAAAUGCGAUAAAAUCGAGAUUGGGAAAAUGCAUUCUAACUCACAAGGAGGUGACACUAGUUACUGUAGAUCCAAAUUCAGCUAUUUUUAUCACGUUGAAUCCGGUAGCUAAAGGAUAUGCUGCAAGGCAAAUAUUGCCGGAUAACUUAAAACAGCUCUUUCGUCCAGUUGUUAUGUCUCUUCCAGACUAUGAACUUAUAGCUGAAGCACUACUCACUGCAGAAGGUUUUUACGAUGCAAAAAAACUGUCACAGAAGCUGAUAACAGUUUUCGAAUUAAGCAGGAGCAUGUUGAGCUGGCAGCAGCAUUAUGAUUGGGGAUUGAGAGCAUUAAAAGCGGUUUUGCGCAGUUGCGGAAACUUAUUAAACUGUUCCAGUGAUAAGUCUGAAAUUCAAGUGGUUGUCGAUGUAUUUUGAUA